Molecule: messenger RNA, 1069 nt
Organism: Drosophila sechellia
Lineage: Eukaryota; Metazoa; Arthropoda; Insecta; Diptera; Drosophilidae
Product: angiopoietin-related protein 6
Exons: 2
Coding region: 324-1019 (231 amino acids)
Source: RefSeq, a predicted model, not a curated record
UGUUAAAGAUUCGAUUUGAUUAAAUUAUUCAAUUAAUGUUUUUAAAACAAUAAAAACCACAAAUAAGCAAAACAAACAAACAGUUAAACAAUAAAAAUGUAGUUCUAUCUUUUAAUUUUUUUUUUCUAAAAACAAGUGUGCAUUCACCAUUUUGGAAUCCAUUUGCUUAAAUGUCGACCUAAAUAGAAUAAAUGUAUAUCAAGCAAUGCGGUCAAAGGUUGCAAAUUGAGUUUCUAUUUAAAACCACAAAACUGCGUUCCCCUUUUAAAUAGCAGAUAUGUGUAGAUAUAUUUCAGUAAACCACCGAUCUUCUAUCAGCACGCAUGUUGAGUAUAAUGAAAUCGUUAUUCGUUGUACUACUUUUAUGGACUUUGCUGUUCGAAGUGGGUCAGAGUUCACCACACACGUGUCCCAGUGGGAGUCCAAAUGGAAUUUACCAGCUGAAGUUGCCAGGAGAAGAACCUUUCCAAGUGACCCAGUGCAAAACGACGGCAAGAGAUUGGAUUGUCAUUCAAAGACGACUAGAUGGAAGUGUUAAUUUCAAUCAAUCGUGGCUUAGUUACAAAGAUGGAUUUGGCGAUCCGAAUGGCGAAUUUUUCAUCGGCCUGCAGAAGCUUCACCUGAUGACUAGAGAACAACCACACGAACUUUUCAUUCAAUUGAAGCAUGGUACUGGCGCUACAGUAUACGCUCACUUUGAUGACUUUCAAGUGGGCGGUGAAACUGAAUUAUACAAACUGGAAUGGGUGGGAAAAUAUUCUGGAACAGCUGGCGACUCACUUAGAUACCACAUAAAUAAAAGGUUCUCGACUUUUGAUCGUGAUAAUGAUGAAUCUAGUAAAAAUUGUGCAGCCGAGCAUGGCGGGGGUUGGUGGUUUCACUCUUGUUUGUCAAGCUCGCUAAAUGGACUUUAUUUUAGAGAAGGUGAAACAGUCAUGCUGAAUGGAAUUCACUGGGGCCGCUGGAAAUUCCAAUCCUUAACUUUUGUUCAAAUGAUGAUAAGACCGAAAUACUUUUAGAUUCACGUUAAAAAAAAAAUUAAAUAAAAUAAAACUGUAUUAAGUUAAUC